GCCAAUAUUGCUAUUAAAUUUUUUGCCAGUUUGGGAAGCAAAAAAUUAGGUUUUGCCAGUUUGCCAGUUUUGCCGUAUUGCUGUUCUGUGCCGUGCUGUUAGUGAUUUGGUUCCUAAGUUACGAAUAUCUCAAAGUAAAUUAAAUCCGAAUCUGCGUGAAAUAUCAAAGAAAUGGCUGCAAGAUUAAUUCAGAAGAUUUUAAAAAGUAUUGGAGUUAACACCACUCGUUUUGGACAGGAGCGCUUGAAAGAUUCCACGGUCAACGUGAAGGUUAGCACUACCCCCACGUCAGCUCGCGGCUAUGCAUCUGGUGUCAGAAAAGUGACUUUAAUUCCUGGUGAUGGCAUUGGUCCUGAAAUUUCCGCUGCUGUGCAGAAGAUUUUUACCACUGCCAACGUGCCAAUCGAAUGGGAAUCCGUAGAUGUCACACCAGUUAUGGGCCCCGAUGGCAAAUUCGGCAUCCCUCAGGCAGCCAUUGAUUCGGUGAACACAAAUAAAAUUGGCUUGAAAGGUCCCUUAAUGACACCAGUCGGCAAAGGUCAUCGCUCAUUGAAUUUGGCCUUACGUAAAGAGUUCAAUUUGUACGCCAACGUUCGGCCCUGUCGCAGUCUGGAGGGCUACAAAACGCUCUACGAUGACGUCGAUGUGGUGACAAUCCGUGAGAACACCGAGGGUGAAUACUCCGGCAUUGAGCACGAAAUUGUUGACGGUGUUGUGCAGAGUAUAAAACUGAUCACCGAGGAGGCUUCAAAGCGUGUCGCCGAAUACGCCUUCCAAUAUGCCAAGGCCAAUAACAGGAAAAAGGUGACCGUGGUGCACAAAGCAAACAUUAUGCGCAUGUCAGAUGGUUUGUUCUUGCGUUGCGCACGCGAUAUGGCCGAAAAAUAUCCAGAAGUUCAGUUUGAAGAACGUUAUUUGGACACUGUUUGUUUGAACAUGGUGCAGAAUCCCAAAAAAUAUGAUGUUUUGGUAAUGCCCAACUUGUAUGGUGAUAUUCUUUCUGAUAUGUGCGCUGGUCUCGUUGGUGGUUUGGGUCUGACCCCAUCGGGCAAUAUGGGUUUGAAUGGCGCCUUAUUCGAAUCUGUUCACGGCACUGCCCCCGAUAUUGCUGGUAAGGAUUUGGCCAACCCAACUGCUUUAUUGCUGUCGGCUGUUAUGAUGUUGAGACACAUGGAGUUGAACGAACAUGCUGAUAAGAUCCAAAACGCCUGUUUCGAGGUGAUCAAGGAGAGCAAGUAUUUGACUGGCGAUUUGGGUGGCAAGGCCAAAUGCUCAGAGUUUACAAAUGAAAUCUGUGCUAAGCUGUGAAGUGCAACUAUUAGGUGAUUUGUAUGCGCCUAAGCCUACAUCGUGUUGCAUAUAUGCACCAAAUUUCUGAUUCGAUUGGAAUACUAAAUUAUAUCCACUGCUGCUUAACCCAACAAUAACCCAAAUUGAUAUGAAAAAAGAGAAAUAAACAAUAUAAGUAUGUAAAAACUACUUAAAAGAAAAGUAUUGUACGUUCGAAUAGAUAAAUUAUACAUCCCUAUACUAUACCGUAUUUGCUCAGCCAAAUGCUAAAUAACAACAAGAAAUGAGCCUUAAAAUACAUCUGCUAUUCAUGUACAAUUCACUAGAUACAACGUCAAUCAUCCUAUUACAGAAGUAUUUAUAUAAAGUUUUAUUUUUUCUUUGAUGUUAAAUUUGCCAUCAGGUAUUUAGUAAUUAUAUUACGUUUAUUAGUCAAUAUUUAUUUAAAGAUAUUGGAUUUAAUUUUAUGUUUAGUUAUCGCCGAGAGUUAUUAAAAUUGCUAAUAUACUCUGUCAAUGGUUUAGAUAUCAUUUGUAGCACAUUCAAAUCAUAAACAUUAAUUUAUUUGCCUUUUGUCGUUAGUCAAUUGUAUUUGAUGAUUAGAAUAUAGAUAAAACCUAAAUUCUCAUUUAAAAGCAGUAAGGAUACAUAGUUAUCAUUUUUUUGCCACAAUAAUAAAGAACAUUAGAAAAAAUGUCUGACUAGACCACCAAAAGUCAUAAGAAAUGCUAAAAAUAAAGUUUUGCAUGUUAAGGCUACUCAAUAGAAACAGUUAAUAAAAAUGUAAACAAACAAAAAAUAA
Molecule: messenger RNA, 2092 nt
Organism: Zeugodacus cucurbitae (melon fly)
Lineage: Eukaryota; Metazoa; Arthropoda; Insecta; Diptera; Tephritidae
Gene: Idh3a
Product: probable isocitrate dehydrogenase [NAD] subunit alpha, mitochondrial
Exons: 7
Coding region: 172-1308 (378 amino acids)
Biological process (GO): isocitrate metabolic process; tricarboxylic acid cycle
Cellular component (GO): mitochondrion
Molecular function (GO): NAD binding; isocitrate dehydrogenase (NAD+) activity; magnesium ion binding
Source: RefSeq, a predicted model, not a curated record